Parnassius apollo (apollo) is the source of this 1416-nucleotide messenger RNA. The record is from the annotation of a GenBank genome assembly. NCBI's taxonomy places the organism in Eukaryota, Metazoa, Arthropoda, Insecta, Lepidoptera, Papilionidae.
AUGGACCCGAACUCAGUGUCCGAGUUAGAGAAAAUCAACCAAAGUGCCGUUGAAAAUGCAGGCGAUGUGACGAAAGAGGAUUACUAUUCAAAAGAUAAUAACCCAUUUCGAAGACAGUCUUUUAUAGUACUCGGCACAUUUUUGUUGUCACUCAGUGCGGGUGCAACGGCGGGGUUUUCUGCAGUCCUGAUCCCACAAUUACAACACGCAAAGGGUCAUAAAAAAUACUCUAUCGAGAUGGUAUCUUGGGUAGCGGCUAUUUCGUCCCUAGCUUUGUUAUUCGGCAACAUGAUUUCGGGAUAUCUAAUGGAUAGAUUGGGUAGAAGAUCAUCUCAAAUGCUACUUUCGUUGUUUUAUAUUGGAGGAUGGACAACAAUAGCAAUAGCGACUAAUAUACAUUUAAUUUUGUUUGGAAGAUUUAUAACCGGCUUUUGUCAGGGAUGGUUGGGUCCACUUGGGCCAGUUUUUGUGGGAGAAAUAAGUUCGCCAGCAUAUAGAGGUUUGUUCCUAGCAAGCUUGUCAUUGAGUAUUGCUUUCGGAGUGUUCAUGUCACAUUUAUUUGGAACUUUGUUGCACUGGAGUUAUGCAUCUUUGCUUUGUGGAAUUUUUCCUCUAGUUGGAUGCAUUAUAUUGUAUUAUGCUCCAGAAUCACCAGCGUGGUUAGCCUCCAAGAAUCAAAUAGACAAAUGUAUUACAUCAUUCCAAUGGUACAGAGGUACUGGACCAUCUAUGAAGGAAGAAUUAGAUAAAAUGAUAUUAGAACAAACAAAGAAAGUCGAUAAAAGAAGCAAGAUUGAAACCUUGACAACGAACAUCAGGAAACCCGAGUUUUGGAAACCUUUAUGUAUAAUGCUAAUGUUUUUUGCAAUAACUCAACUCUCAGGGAUAAACGUCUUUUGUGCUUACACAACUGAGAUUAUGGAAGUUUUAUUAGGUAGUAAAACUAACACAUACGCCGCCAUGUUGGGAAUAGAUAUUUUGCGAUGCGUGGCUCUAGUUACAGCCUGCAUCAUGCUAAGAAGAAUGGGCCGAAGACCGAUUGCAAUAUUCAGUGGAACCUUUACAUCGUUAUCCCUUAUAGUCUUAUCAAUUUAUUUAUAUUUAGUGGAAAUUAAUGUUAUAAAACGCGUCACUCCUGUAAUAUCAUUAGGAUUAACAGCAGUGUAUAUUGUUGUGUCAAACAUAGGUAUAGCCCCCCUUCCUUGGAAUAUGGUCGGAGAAGUAUUUGCAUCGGAAACAAAAGGCAUAGGUUCAGGUUUAAGUGUUAUGAUGACGUUUAUUGUACUAGGAAACUGCAAAACUGAAAUCAAUGAUUUAAAUUAUUCUAAAUUGAGCUUUAUAAACGCAGCAACAAUACUAGCAGAUUAUGGUAAGAAUACUUGCGUCCUGGAGCGGUUUACAGCAGUGGUCGAAUAA